This is a messenger RNA of Cercospora beticola, 1625 nucleotides long. RefSeq lists its product as uncharacterized. The record is from RefSeq and is a predicted model, not a curated record. Lineage: Eukaryota; Fungi; Ascomycota; Dothideomycetes; Mycosphaerellales; Mycosphaerellaceae. Gene Ontology annotation, molecular function: nitrate transmembrane transporter activity; nitrite transmembrane transporter activity. Gene Ontology annotation, cellular component: membrane. Gene Ontology annotation, biological process: nitrite transport; nitrate transmembrane transport.
UCUACUUCGACAUAGCAGGAUAACGGCAAGAUGAUUGCGAUAUCGAGCUUGUGGAGCGCUCCAACGAUCAAUCCUAUUAACCAGAAGGCGCGGAGUAUCCCUGUCCUGAACCCGGUCAACAAGUAUGGCAGGGUGUUCUUUUUCUCGUGGUUUGGCUUCUUCAUUGCGUUCUGGUCGUGGUACGCUUUCACACCACUGCUCAGUCUGACAAUCCGAGCCAAUCUCAACCUCACGACGGAACAAAUCGCAAAUACCAACAUCGCCGCAUUGACGGGCACACUUCUCGUUCGUUUCGUGGCAGGACCGUUGUGUGAUCGAUUUGGACCACGAUGGACGUACAUCAUCAUCUUGCUUGCGGGCUCCAUCCCUACCGCAAUGGCUGGCUUGGUCAACAACUGGCAAGGUCUUCUGGCAUUACGUUUCUUCGUCGGUAUCCUGGGAGGCACAUUCGUGCCAUGUCAGGUUUGGUCGACGGGAUUCUUUGACAAGAAUGUGGUUGGGUCUUCGAAUGCGUUGAUCGGUGGUUGGGGCAACUCUGGUGGUGGAAUCACGUACUUCCUAAUGCCUGUGAUCUACGACAGCCUCCGCGAUGACCAAGGUCUAAGCUCGAACGUCGCAUGGCGCGUAGCGUUCAUCGUCCCUUUCAUCCUCAUCGUCUCCACGGCUGCUGGCAUGCUCUUCCUCUGCGAUGACACUCCAACUGGAAAAUGGAGCGAAAGACACGCUGCCGCACAACAACUCCAACAAGGAAGAAUCGUCGACAUUCCCGUCACACCAAGCGACCGAAGCACUCACUCAAACGACAACCAUGAAAAGAAAGGAGAGAAAACAACAGACCUCGAACAACACUCCAACACCCACGAUGUCCAAACCGGCCAAACCAUAGAAGUAGCACAAGGCGAAGUCGUCAUCGCUCCAACCCUCAAGAACACCCUCCGCAUCCUCACAUCUCCUCAAACUCUCUUCCACUGCGCAACAUAUGCCUGCUCCUUUGGCGGCGAACUCGCAAUCAAUUCCUACUUGGGAGCUUACUACCUCAAAAACUUCCCAACUCUCGGCCAAACUGGUGCAGGCCGCUGGGCCGCCAUGUUCGGUCUCCUGAACGUCAUUACAAGACCACUAGGUGGAAUCAUCGCCGACAUUUUGUACAAAUACACUUCAUCCCUCUGGAUCAAAAAAGCCUGGAUCGUAUUCGUAGGAAUUGUAUCCGGAGCUUUCCUCAUCGCGAUUGGAUUGACGGAUCCAAGGCAGGAGAGUAUGAUGUUCGGACUCAUCGCUGGUAUGGCUGUGUUUUUGGAAGCAGGAAAUGGAGCGAACUUCGCUCUGGUACCGCAUGUGCAUCCACAGGCAAAUGGAGUUUUGAGCGGAAUUGUAGGUGCCGUGGGAAAUCUAGGAGGUGUCAUUUAUGCGAUUGUGUUUCGGUAUCAUGGGACGGAUUAUGCGGAGAGUUUCUGGAUUACGGGUGUCAUGGUCAUUGGGUUGAAUUUGGUGUUGUGUUGGGUGAGACCUGUGCCGAAGGGGCAGGUUGGGGGAAGGUGAUGGCUUUCCUCGGAGACGGGUAGUUGUGGAAAAGAGUUUGACGAUAGAGAUACAUGAACGUGAAUGAUUCUACGACUUGUUGGCCA